Messenger RNA from Acyrthosiphon pisum (pea aphid), 1179 nucleotides. RefSeq lists its product as uncharacterized. Lineage: Eukaryota; Metazoa; Arthropoda; Insecta; Hemiptera; Aphididae. The coding region runs from base 472 to 1005 and encodes 177 amino acids. The transcript is spliced from 6 exons. The record is from RefSeq and is a predicted model, not a curated record.
ACGUGUCGUCUGAUUUUAAUCCUGUCGGGUCUUGUCAGGCGGCCACAUGUUGUUAUUACCGACCAGUUUUGACCAUCGGUCCGAUGGUUUCGUUAGUCGAAUACGAUUGGCUGAGCGUUUUCAAACCAAAAUUAUUAUUCGAAUUAGAUAGUGCCCACCGCCAGACUCGCCCCGAGAUAAUUCCACAGUCGCAAAUGUACAAUAAUAUAAUAACACAUAACAUUAUAUUAAUUAUUAUUAGACAUUUUUAACGCAUUAUAAUCAUACAAUGAUACGUCUGUGGAUGAUUUCCCUGUUUGUCGUUUUUGUGUUUAUAAGUUCAAUGUCGGAUGCAGUCUAGUUUUUUUUUUGACGAAAUAAGCAAAACUUCCACAACACCGUUACAUUUAUACCUACGUAAUAUUACGGACCUUGUCUAACCUUCAGAAGACUGAAAAAAUCAAUUCGAGUGUUGAACAAUUAUUAUACAAAAUGGAAACCAACAACAAAGCAUCGAUGUCACACGUCAAAUCCGGUUCGUCGGACGAGGAUGCUCUUCAUCGUGAAAACUUAUCAACCGCACAACUCGUAUAUCUUAAGAUAAAGGCAUUACGUAAUUUAUGUUGUAAAAACCAGAAUCUAAUUAAGAAUGAUGGUGUUAAAAUUGGUUGGUUAGAUAUGAGCCAAAUAGAGGAAAUAUUGAAAAAGUAUAAUCACGGUGAAAAUAAAUCUCGAAAUAAAUUAUUACCUCAUACACUACAAAAGUGGAAUCCACUUGACAAUACAUUUGAUCCAAUUGUGUCCGAUGUUGUAUAUGAAUUUGAUUUUUUAAAAUAUGCUGAAAUUAAACCAGAUAGGUGUGCAUGUUACAAAAAUCUCAUAAAAGACAGUGUUUCAGAGACUUCAAAUUCUUAUCAGAACAGCAAUGAUUGUAGCCAAACUAUUGUAGACACAAUAUCAGAAGCUAUGGAAAUUGAUUAUGCAUUUCUUGAAAAGUGGGAAAAAGAAAAUCAAGAAAAAAAUUGAUGACAAAUUAGUGCACUAAGACACAUUUGGAGAGACCACUUUCAACAAGAACAAACUACUACAUUACACCAAUUGAGUUCAUUUAUUACUUGUUACUUUCAAUUUCAAUAAAUAAUUGGAGACUAAUUGUUUUUUUUUUAGUAAUAUUUUGUUUGUUUAUUUUUAUAUGUAUAU